Molecule: messenger RNA, 642 nt
Organism: Rangifer tarandus platyrhynchus (Svalbard reindeer)
Lineage: Eukaryota; Metazoa; Chordata; Mammalia; Artiodactyla; Cervidae
Source: the annotation of a GenBank genome assembly
AUGGGAAAUCACACAAGAUUGACAGUGUUUAUCCUAGCAGGUUUGACUGAUGACCCACAAAUGAAAAUUGUGUUAUUUAUUUUCCUACUUCUCACCUACUUCAUCACUGGGAACUUGACGAUUAUCACCCUGACUCUGUGGGAUGGCCACCUCCAAACCCCCAUGUAUUUCUUCCUCAGAAAUUUCUCCUUACUUGAUUACUGCAAGUCUAAUGUUAUCGACCAUUUUAGUUGUGGUUAUUUCCCCUUAUUAUACCUUUCUUGUUCAGACACCAAAUUUCUAGAGAUAGUAGGGUUUUCCUGUGCUGUGGUUAUUCUAUUGUUCACUUUAGCAUUAAUAAUUCUGUCCUAUACAUAUAUCAUCAGAAUAAUUUUGACGAUCCUUUCUACCACUCAGAGGACAAAGGCCUUUUCCACAUGUUCUUCCCACAUGAUUGUCAUCUCUAUCUCUUAUGGCAGCUGCAUUUUCAUGUAUAUGAAUCCAUCAGCAAAGGACAGGGUGUCUUUGACCAAGGGGGUGGCUGUGCUAAAUGCCUCCAUACCUCCCAUGCUGAACCCCUUUAUCUAUACCCUAAGGAUUCAGCAAGUCAAGCAAGCCUUCAUGGAAAUGGAAAGGAGGACUGUAUUUUUCUCAAGCAAAUGA